CAGCUCAGGCUGGGCCCCGCCGCCAUUUUGGGUUGUGUGGGUUUCCGAGACGCUCUGAGCUGGGCCUCGCCCGCGGAGGUUCCGCAAAUCGCCGGCCAGUGGUACGCGUCCGAGUGUCAGGUUGGAGCCGGGAAGCGUCCCUGGGGGUACCGGCGGCGGGGGCAGGAUGAGCGCGGAGGCGGCGGACCGGGAGGCAGCCACCUCCAGCCGGCCCUGCACCCCGCCGCAGACCUGCUGGUUCGAGUUCCUGCUAGAGGAGUCGCUGCUGGAGAAACAUCUGCGCAAGCCCUGCCCGGAUCCUGCACCAGUUCAACUUAUUGUUCAGUUUUUGGAACAGGCUUCCAAACCUUCAGUAAAUGAACAAAACCAGGUGCAGCCUCCACCUGAUAACAAGAGAAAUCGUAUUUUAAAGCUACUUGCUCUUAAAGUUGCUGCACAUCUGAAGUGGGACUUAGACAUAUUAGAGAAAAGAUGUGUACCUUUUGUUUCUUUAAGUUUGUCUGUUCCAGUAUUGAAUAUGCUGCUAAAUGAACUGCUGUGCAUCAGUAAAGUUCCUCCUGGGACAAAGCAUGUGGAUAUGGAUCUGGCCACUUUACCUCCGACCACUGCCAUGGCUAUCCUUCUCUACAACAGAUGGGCAAUUAGGACAAUUGUUCAAAGCAGUUUUCCUGUCAAGCAGGCCAAACCUGGACCUCCUCAGUUAAGUGUCAUGAAUCAGAUGCAACAGGAGAAAGAACUAACAGAAAAUAUUUUGAAAGUACUAAAAGAGCAAGCUUCUGAUUCUAUUUUGGUACUAGAGGCAGCCCUUAAAUUAGACAAGGAUCUUUAUGUCCACACAAUGAGAACACUAGAUUUGUUGGCAAUGGAGCCAGGCAUGGUAAAUGGAGAAACUGAGAGUUCUACUGCUGGAUUGAAAAUCAGAACUGAGGAGAUGCAGUGCCAGGUGUGUUAUGAUUUGGGUGCAGCAUACUUCCAGCAAGGCUCUACAAAUGCAGCUGUUUAUGAAAAUGCCAGAGAAAAAUUUUUUAGAACCAAAGAACUAAUUACAGAGAUAGGUUCAUUAUCUCUUCAUUGUACCAUAGAUGAGAAGCGGUUAGCGGGCUAUUGUCAAGCGUGUGAUGUUCUUGUACCUUCUUCUGAUAGUACAUCUCAACAGUUGACACCAUAUAGUCAAGUCCAUAUUUGUUUGAGAUCUGGCAACUAUCAGGAUGUAGUAAAGAUUUUUAUUGAAGAUAACUUAACCUUCAGUUUACCUGUCCAGUUCCGGCAGUCAGUACUAAGGGAACUCUUUCAGAAAGCUCAACAGGGAAAUGAAGCUCUAGAUGAAGUCUGUUUUAAAGUCUGUGCCUGUAACACAGUCCGUGAUAUAUUGGAAGGUAGAACGAUUAGUGUUCAAUUUAACCAGCUAUUUCUUAGACCUAAUAAAGAGAAAAUAGACUUUCUUCUUGAGGUGUGUUCAAGAUCAAUAAAUUUAGAAAAAGCUUCAGAUUCUUUGAAAGGAAACAUGGCUGCUUUUCUAAAGAAUGUGUGUCUGGGGUUGGAAGAUCUGCAGUAUGUUUUCAUGAUUUCUUCACAUGAGCUUUUCAUUACAUUGUUGAAAGAUGAAGAACGAAAGCUACUUGUUGAUCAGAUGAGGAAGAGAUCCCCUAGAGUAAAUCUGUGCAUUAAACCUGUAACUUCAUUUUAUGAUAUCCCAGCCUCAGCAAGUGUCAACAUUGGUCAGUUGGAGCAUCAGCUGGUAUUGUCAGUGGAUCCCUGGAGGAUUCGACAGAUUUUAAUUGAAUUACAUGGUAUGACUUCAGAGCGCCAGUUCUGGACAGUGUCUAACAAGUGGGAAGUACCUUCUGUUUAUAGUGGGGUCAUCCUGGGAAUUAAAGACAAUUUAACAAGAGAUUUGGUUUACAUUCUGUUGGCCAAAGGUUUACACUGCAGUACUGUUAAGGACUUUUCCCACGCCAAACAGUUGUUUGCUGCUUGUUUGGAGUUGGUAACAGAGUUCUCGCCAAAACUCCGUCAGGUCAUGCUGAAUGAGAUGCUGCUUUUGGAUAUUCAUACGCAUGAAGCUGGAACAGGGCAGUCAGGAGAGAGACCUCCUUCUGAUCUUAUUAGUAGGGUGCGAGGAUAUCUGGAAAUGAGGCUUCCUGAUAUUCCUCUUCGUCAAGUUAUAGCUGAGGAAUGUGUUGCUUUUAUGUUAAACUGGAGGGAAAAUGAAUACCUUACACUGCAAGUUCCCGCAUUUCUGCUUCAGAGUAAUCCAUAUGUAAAGCUUGGACAGCUUUUAGCAGCUACAUGCAAAGAACUUCCAGGCCCUAAAGAAAGUAGACGGACUGCUAAAGACCUUUGGGAAGUUGUUGUUCAGAUCUGUAGUGUAUCCAGUCAACACAAACGAGGAAAUGAUGGCAGAGUUAGUUUAAUAAAGCAGAGGGAAUCUACAUUAGGUAUAAUGUACCGGAGUGAACUACUUUCUUUUAUCAAAAAAUUACGGGAACCUUUGGUUUUGACUAUUAUUUUAUCACUCUUUGUGAAACUUCACAAUGUUCGGGAGGACAUCGUGAACGAUAUUACAGCUGAACAUAUUUCUAUUUGGCCAUCCUCCAUCCCGAACCUCCAGUCAGUGGACUUUGAAGCUGUGGCAAUCACAGUGAAAGAGCUAGUUCGGUAUGCCCUCAGUAUAAGUCCAAACAACCAUUCCUGGUUAAUUAUUCAGGCAGACAUUUAUUUUGCAACAAACCAGUAUUCGGCAGCUCUUCACUAUUACCUACAGGCAGGAGCCGUGUGUUCUGAUUUCUUCAAUAAGGCUGUGCCUCCUGAUGUUUAUACAGACCAGGUAAUAAAACGAAUGAUAAAAUGCUGUUCUUUGCUGAAUUGCCACACACAGGUGGCAAUCUUAUGUCAGUUCCUCAGAGAAAUUGACUACAAAACAGCCUUUAAAUCAUUGCAGGAACAAAACAGUCAUGAUGCUAUGGACUCCUACUAUGACUACAUAUGGGACGUUACCAUUUUGGAAUACUUGACCUAUCUUCAUCAUAAAAGAGGAGAAACUGAUAAAAGACAAAUUGCGAUCAAAGCCAUCGGUCAGACAGAAUUGAACGCAAGCAACCCAGAAGAAGUGUUACAGCUGGCAGCGCAGAGAAGGAAAAAAAAGUUUCUCCAAGCAAUGGCAAAACUUUACUUUUAAACACCCCUGGUCUUCCAAAUCUAUUCUCUACUUUAUUGAAACUGCCAUUUUAAAAUUAUAUUCAGUGAACAAAGCGAAUUCCAUUCAGAUCUUCCAAAAACUGAUCUAGACUUUUUCUUUCCAUGAUCUUUAAUGGCUCCGGUCAAAAUGUAAAAGUUCAAAACAAAAAAGGCAAAUCUUAAUGUAUCAUAUCUGUUUCUUCAUGAAGCUUUGGGACUUUACCAUUUACAAGCAGUCUAAAGUAAUUAGGGGAGAACAAGAGAGUAUUGCAGAGAAUUCCGUCUUCUCUUUACAUCCUCAUACUGUGCUUCACGUCUGAAUCUGAGUAAGUUUAUUGUUAGAACAAUAUCAACAUGCCAGCAAGAUCCCAUUCUAAUAGAGCUAUCAAUAUGAAUGUUUACAGACUGUAAGCAUAAUUUAGAAGACAUAAAUUUGUAAUUUACAACACAGUAAAUGAAAGUCGUGUUUUCUUGUGUGUCCUGUAUACAAAGUUAUGAUGUCCAAAUUUAAUAACAUACUUUCUAGUAGCUAACACUCAGCCUUUACUCUAAUUCAGAGCCUGAUUAAACACCUUUUGGGUUUUUUUCUCCACCAUUUUGCUUAAUAGUCCUUUUUGGCAUAUAGAAAGGAAAAAAGGCAGUGAAAUAAUUCUCAUUCUCUGUUGGAAGAGGGGAAAAUCAGAAUAUUUGAGUGUCACUGUUGGAAUUCAUUGAUACAUACACAUGGUAUGGUAAUUAUACUUUUCAAAGCAUUUCCUUAAUCACUUUUAAAGCAGUAUAUUCUCAUUAUAGAAAACUUGAAAGACACAGAAAAAUGGUCUACAGCUUAAGUAAAUUCUCCCCCCCACCCCCAUUUAUCCAUACCAUUGUCAAUAUAUUGAUGCAUUAUUAACCUCUUUGAACUGGAUCUUAAUGCUGAAUGAAAUCUGUUUUGACUACUUACAGUGUGUUCUUUGAGAUUGAGUAGCUAACUGUUAAGUUACUAAAACUGCAACUAGAAUCACUUAAUACCUUUAAUAUAAUAAGUUCCAUUCUUAAGAUAUCCUCUUCACUGCAGGCACCAUCAGUGACAUAAGCAAACUCUUGGAGCUUAGGAGCAUAGAUUUCCUUUGAAAUGGAUUUUAAAAAAACAUUAGGUGUAGUUGAGACCGAGAUUAAAACAAAAAGAAUUCUACAGAAACCACUUAACAGGCUUUGUUUUUAAGGACAGCUUCAUAAAGUGAUUUUAAAUCUUAGUAAUGAUACGUUUCUCAGAUGUAGGAGGUGAAAUUAGCCAACUACAUUGAAACUUAUUUUCAUAGGCUUGAUCUUGAAUUUCAGUUAAUAAGCAACUAGAAUAUUAGGUCGGUCUGAACAGUCCAGAGAACAAAUAGAAUGAUCAGAGUAGAAGAGAGGCCUGUUACAGAUGAGAACAGGCUAAAAAUCAAGAUUUCAGUCUAGAAAGCUACCUGAAAUACAGUUGAAUUCCAGAGAAGGGUAGACUAAAUAUAAAAUUAUUCACCAAAUUUGGCAGGAUUGGGAGAUAGCCCUUAAAGCUCAGAACAAAAAUAUGGAAGAAAAAAAUAAAUUCAAGGAAAUUAAGGCAUGUUUCACAGUCCUCCUCCUGCCCUCAAGAUGAUAAAUGUUUCAAAAAUCUCAAAAGAAAUUAUGAUAAUCCAAAAUACAUUGUUUAAGAAAACCAGAUGGAGAUUGUGUGAAGGAAAACCUCAGGCCAGAAAAGAGUUGCUUUCUAUCCCGGCACCGCCAGCAGACACAUAGAGACCAUUAUUCUAACCCAGCAGAGCUAUUUAUUUCAUUUGAUUGGUCAGUUAGUUUUCAAAGACCAUUCUAUUGAAUCCAAGUGCCAUAAUUAUGUAUU
Messenger RNA from Panthera uncia (snow leopard), 5035 nucleotides. RefSeq names its product integrator complex subunit 8 (gene INTS8). NCBI's taxonomy places the organism in Eukaryota, Metazoa, Chordata, Mammalia, Carnivora, Felidae. The transcript is spliced from 28 exons. The record is from RefSeq and is a predicted model, not a curated record. Gene Ontology annotation, cellular component: integrator complex. Gene Ontology annotation, biological process: snRNA 3'-end processing. Gene Ontology annotation, molecular function: protein binding. Bases 167 to 3178 code for a protein of 1003 amino acids.